Molecule: messenger RNA, 2215 nt
Organism: Acanthaster planci (crown-of-thorns starfish)
Lineage: Eukaryota; Metazoa; Echinodermata; Asteroidea; Valvatida; Acanthasteridae
Cellular component (GO): cytoplasm
Molecular function (GO): aralkylamine N-acetyltransferase activity
Source: RefSeq, a predicted model, not a curated record
UGUCCCGGCCACUUGGGUUCUGGGUUAUACAUUUGACCCUCACGCAAAGCUGUUGGAAAGUGAAAGUGAUUCCGGGGGCCCAGUUCUAGAUAUGGCCUUGUCAAAUGUGUGCAUUCGACCGGUGACUGAGAAGGAAGUCCACGAUGCCUGGCUGAUUGAAAGCCUCUCUUUUUCCAGUGAAGAGGGGGCAUCUGAAGAGACAUGCAAAUUCCGUCAAAGGGUUGCCCCCGAACUCUUCUGGGGCUACUUCGAAAAUGAUCGCCUGAUUGCCAUUACACAUGGAACCAAGACAUCACUGAGCAAGCUGACACGCGAAUCCAUGUUCACCCACGAUCCUGAGGGCACAGUGGUCGGUGUGCAUUCACUCUGCACUCACCCAGAGCACAGGAAGAAAGGUGUUGCCAAGGCUCUCAUGCAGCAGUUCAUCCAAUACGUCAGAGACGAUCUUGUCAAUAUCACCAAAAUCUGUCUUGUGAGCCACGAUUUCUUGGUGCCAUUCUAUGAAGGACUGGGCUACAAGUGCGAGGGACUAUCACAAGUCACAUUCGGCCCAGACCCAUGGUAUGACAUGGUUCACAACUUGCCGACUGACAGUCGGCCUUGGAUUUCUCGUUGGACACAAGCAGCCAACCAGCAUUCGUCACCGGCAACAGAUGGCUUGAAGCUCGUCCCGUUGACACGUCAUGCACAAUUGCCAAAUAUCAUGUUAUCACCAGCAACAGCUCACCUGCCGCGGGUAUUGUGUCAACAUGUGAAAAUAAACACGCCCACAACCGUCUGCGUUUCCAGAUGUCGCCACAACGAGUGGGUCGCCUCCGCAAUCAGGCUUCGGCACAACAGCAUGGAAUGAUGAACGGGAGGAUCAGUUACGUAGCGCAUGUCAGCGAUGAAGGUCUCAAAUAUCGACAUCAGUCGGCUCAUGGCGGCUGAGACUUCAUUACAUUUAUUUCGUUGUCCGGGAUGUAUAUACAAAUCACGGCCAAGAAUAAUUACAAGCUGCACUGAGGACCACCAACAAUAACACCAAAUACACAAUAUCCACUUAGCUCCCACUGGAAUGCCUAAAAGAAAGAAGUUUCUGCCGAGAGGCUCUACAAACUUAUUGGAUUUAUUGAUAUAUAUCUUCAGGUACAAAGCAAAUUUACAUGAUAAACAAUUUCUUCCAAUAAAAUAAAAUGCGUUUUUAACACAGCAUGUAAGUAACAGAACAUAGAGUUGGAAAAUAAAAAAUUGAACUGAAUCAAAUUAAACUAAACUAACCAAUUUAGAUAAUAACAUUAAUAUGAACAGUACAUUGAUUACUGGUAAAAAAUGAUAAAAAUCAUUUUCAAGGUAUUUGACGUAGGAUUAUAAUUAAUCUUGAGAAAGAUGGAGCUUUAUCUGUAUGAAAGUUUGAUAAUUGGCUUCUGGUGGGCAGGAAGAGGGGAGGAAUGUUACAUGUCUGUUGGAAGGAGUGUUCUAGAGGGCACAGGAAAUGGGGUGAAGGCUGAAGAGAUACCUCGUAAAGAGUUGAAGGGUUUCAGAGAAGGUUCGAGACAAAGGCCCCGAAUAUCACCAUGCAGGGAGUGAGUUAAAACAUCUUGGAAAGAGGGUGAAGAUAGAACAGAGAAUAUUUGGAACUGUUGGUCCGGCUGUAUAUUGAUGCUUUAAUAACAAAAUGUCGGUUUUCCUGGUGUUAACCUGCCGGGAAAAACUCGGAAGAAAGAGAAGCCUAUUUGUGGAGGGAUUUGCCGACUAAUGAGAUGAUGAGGUAGAGUAGGCGGUUGUACAGAGGAGGCAAGUCAAGUUUAGCAAGACGUUGUUGAUAAGUGUAGCAGCAUUGUGAGGAAAGCACGAUUUAGUGAAGCGGCGUUGGAUUGUUUCAAGACAUUGAAUGUGGUUCUUCUGGUGUAUGGGGUAGCCAAACUGGUGAGCCGUAUUCCAAGAUUGGUCUGCAGGGAGAACAGUAUAAUUUGAGUAAAACGCCGGCAUUUCUGGAUUUUACAGUACGUCUUAUGAAGCCAGCAGGCCUGGAGCACCUUCUGCGAAUGGUCUCUACAUGUUUUGUCCAGGUGAGGUCAAUUGAAAUAGUAACACCAAGACAUUUGUAGGAGGUGACGACUUCCAGUGGCUUAGAAUCUGCCAAAAAAGUAGUCAGAAUUUUGGAACCAAGAACUGGGCGUUAUUAUUGGUACUUGGUAUUAAAUACUCCUCUUGGGGGAGCACAUUCUAUCGA